Messenger RNA from Lycium ferocissimum, 1065 nucleotides. RefSeq names its product auxin-responsive protein SAUR21-like. The transcript has a single exon. Gene Ontology annotation, biological process: response to auxin. Lineage: Eukaryota; Viridiplantae; Streptophyta; Magnoliopsida; Solanales; Solanaceae. The coding region runs from base 626 to 877 and encodes 83 amino acids. The record is from RefSeq and is a predicted model, not a curated record.
UUUAAAUUUUUUUAUUUUCUUGGGGAUAACGCUUACAAGAAACCAUGUUACCAUCUACGCAUUCCGGGGGAUGUGUAUCUACACAUAAAUAAUAACAUGGCACAAGUCUAUUUUAGCAAUUUGAUUGUGAGGGAUACUUUGCUCUAAGUUCAUAGAAAAGGUAGGGCCUGUUGUCCUUGAUAACUAAGACCUCUCUCACGUUACUUCUUGUUUUGGGAUAGUAAUGAACAUUUUAUGUUUUCCCAAUAUGGUUAUGUUUUUCAUCCUGGUGGUCCAUGCUCCAGGUCAUCUCUUCUUAAAAAUUCUACAAAUGAAUAAUGCUUCACUCCAAGUUUCAAAUAAGGUAGGGUAAUGUUCUUGAACUAAUAGUGCAAAGUUUUCCAUACUUGGAAGGCAAAAGCAUGUGACACUUCAGUGACAUUGUCUUCUGAUGGUGCCCACAAAUUGCUAUUCAACACAUAUCAGCAGUGCUUGUAUGAGUUGCCAUUGCCUAUAUAAACAUAUUCAAAGAGGUAUCUACCACCACAGCUCUCAGCAAACUUGAAAGUAUUCAAAUCUUUCUGUGUUUGAGUUUUUUUUAGUAAUUCUUUCUUUCAUUUCUCAUCUAUACUAAAACUAAAAGAUCAUGGCUAUUCUUCGUAUGAUCAAGAAGUCUUCCACAACUAGAGAUGUUCCCAAGGGUCACUUUGUUGUGUAUGUCGGGGAAACGCAGAAGAAGAGAUUUGUGAUCCCCAUAUCAUUCUUGAGCGAACCUUUAUUUCAAAAAUUGCUUAGUCAAGUUGAAGAAGAAUUUGGCUUCGACCAUCCAAUGGGUGGUGUGACAAUUCCCUGCAGUGAAGAUUUCUUCAUUGAUCUCACAUCUCGGUUGAGGAAGUGAGAAGAGAAACCUGUCUCCAUUUUUUGCUUAGACAAUUUUGUAUAGCUGUACAGUGUAGAGUUAGAAGAAACAGUAGGUAGACUAAUGAGUUUCGUUCCAUAAAGAAUGGAUGUCAUUCCCUUGUCUCUUGACUAAGGACACAUUUUUCUACUUCAAAGAAAUUGAAGUAAUGAACCUUUUUACUUCUA